Molecule: messenger RNA, 1721 nt
Organism: Theobroma cacao (cacao)
Lineage: Eukaryota; Viridiplantae; Streptophyta; Magnoliopsida; Malvales; Malvaceae
Product: 1-aminocyclopropane-1-carboxylate oxidase homolog 1-like
Source: RefSeq, a predicted model, not a curated record
CUGGAUUUUGAAGAAUAUUUCCCCAUCAAGAUAAAAAUGCCAUUUUCUCCUUCAUCUUCCCUGUUUCGUCUUUUCCCUGGCUAAGGAAAGUGUUUCUGCUUUGGGUAUAGUCGUGAUACAUGAAAAGGCCAUACAAUCUGAGGAAAAGAUAUUUGUUUAAUCUGUGCCUAUGAAAGCUGUGUAGUAACGUAUCAAGACGGUGAUUUUCAAGGAGCCUUUUGGCAUCGUGCUGAGUUUGGUCUUUUUCAACUACACAUUUCCUUGCUACAUUUUCUUUAUAUAAUACUAUAUCAAAGCUCAAAGGAAUUUGUUCUAACCAUUUUCAGUUAGUCAUUCAUUCAACCAGGCAUCUUUGUACCCUUUCCAUGCAUGAAUGGUCACAAGUCACAACCAAGUACUCUUUUAAACGCCAUUCAAUUCAUUCAAAUAAGCAUCUUUGCACUCUUUUUUCCUGCCUAAAUGGUCACAACCAAUAGCUAAAAUUUGCGCUUUGGUUGCACUAAGUAAUUUCCGGCUGACAUUUGUUGACAUGGAAGUGAUUUCUGAAGAGGGUUCAAGUUAUGACAGAGCAAAGGAAGUGCAAGACUUCGAUGAAACUAAAGCCGGGGUUAAAGGACUUGUCGACUCUGGCGCUAUCAAGAUUCCCAAGUUCUUCAUCCAUCCCCUGGAAAACCUGCAAAAACCAAAUGCUAGUGGUCCCAGUACAGUUUGUUUCCGAGUUCCAGUGAUAGAUAUGGAAGGCUUUCAAGGUAGCCGACGGAAGGAGAUAUUGGAUGGAAUUGUGGCCGCAUCAGAAACAUGGGGUUUUUUUCAAGUGGUUAACCAUGGAGUUCCUCUUUGCAUUAUGGAUAACAUGCUGGAAGGCGUACGCCAAUUCCAUGAGCAACCAAAGGAAGUGAAGAUGGAAUGGUACUCCCGGGAUUAUAAGCAACCUGUUAGGUAUUUCUGCAAUGGAAAUCUCCUUGUAAACAAAGGAGCUGCAAGUUGGAGGGAUUCAAUAGCUUUUGAUUUCCAUGAUGGCCAACUAGACCCCGAAUUUUUUCCACCAGUGUGCAGGGAAGCUGUAAGUGAAUACAUAAAACACAUGAUGAAGCUUAGAAAGACACUAUCCGAACUGCUAUCAGAGGCUUUGGGGCUUCAUAGUGACUACCUUGCCAGCACAGGAUGCAUGGAAACUGAGUCACUGGUGUGCCACUACUACCCAGCUUGCCCUGAGCCAGACUUAACGCUGGGUGCUACCAAGCAUUCAGACCCAUCUUUCCUGACCAUUCUCCUUCAAGAAAAUGUCAGAGGGCUCCAAGUUUUUCAUCAAAAUAACUGGGUUGAUGUUCCUUCUCUACCAGGCGCUUUUGUAAUAAACAUUGGCGACUUCAUUCAGCUCAUCACAAAUGGCAAAUUCAGAAGUGUGGAGCACAGGGUGCUAGCAGGACAAGUACCGAGGGCAUCAGUCGCGUGCUUUUUCUAUCCAAGCACAGCAAAUAAGUUUAAACCAUAUGCACCAAUAAAAGAGCUUCUGACAGAAAAUAAUCCACCUAUAUACCGAGAAACUCAUGUCACUGAAUAUAUGGCCUAUUUCAGGUCCAAAGGUCUGGAUGGAAACUCAAGCCUUCCUCAUUUUAAAUUGCAAUAACCUUAUGAUGCAAUGAUAUUACAAGAUCAUUAUUUUGAGAAGCAUUAAUAUAAAAGUAGUCUGUAAUUUAGCUAAUAAUGUUUUUUGAUGU